AUGGCCGCUUCCAGGACACGUCGAUCUACAUCGUACCGAGGAGGAGACACCUCCGACUCCGACACGAUGGAAUCUUCCGUCGGAUGGGACGACGCCCUCGAUUGGCUCAAGCUUGAGCAGCACCAGUCGGUCUCCCGCUCUGUUUCGCUCCCGCGUCACGGCAAUUACAAGUGUUUGCUUGAAGGGGAACGCGUCUUGGCCGAGGGACAUGGUGUUGUUCUUGUUAAUACAGAUGAAGCAGGCACACUGGUAGUGACUAAUUUUCGUCUUAUGUUUCUGAGUGAGGGAACUCAAAAUACUGUCGCACUUGGCACAAUACCGUUGGCAACAAUUGAGAAGCUGAGCAAAUUGGUUGCAAAGAACCAAUCAGCUCCACGGCAAUCUGAAAAGUCUACUUCAAGACGGCUCCUCCAGGUUAUUGGCAAAGAUUUGAGAAUUGUAGUCUUUGGUUUUCGCCCUAGAACAAAGCAGAGGCGUGUUAUAUAUGAUGCCCUACAGAGAAGUUCAAAGCCUCUGAGAAUCUGGGAUCUUUUUGCAUUUACCUGUGGAUCGUUAAAGUUCAGCAACACAAAUCCCAAAGUGCGGCUGCUGAAUGAGUAUUUUCGCCUCCUUGGAAAAGGUUCUUAUGGUGCAACGAUGAAUAUGAUUGAGAAGGAGUCUUAUAUGAAAUAUAAUGAGCUGUGGCGGAUCAGUAAUGUGAAUUCCAGCUACUCAAUUUGCCAAACGUACCCAUCUGCCUUGGUCCUUCCAAAAUCCGUCAGUGACGAUGAGGUGAUCCAGGCAUCCACCUUCCGCGCUAGGGGUCGCUUGCCUGUAAUUUCAUGGUGUCAUCCAGUGUCGGGGGCACUCCUUGCUCGGUCAUCCCAGCCUUUAGUUGGUCUUAUGAUGAAUCUGAGGAGCAAUGCUGAUGAAAAACUUGUUGCUGCACUUUGCACUCGACCUGGUGGGGCUCGUGGGAGGAGGAAGUUAUACAUUGCUGAUGCACGUCCAAGAAAAAAUGCUCUAGCUAAUGGGGCAAUGGGGGGUGGCUCAGAGUCAUCUUCCAACUAUUUUCAGUCUGAGGUAGUCUUUUUGGGGAUUGACAAUAUACAUGCAAUGAGGGAGAGCCUUUCUCGGUUGAGAGACUACCUGGAUACUCAUGGCACAACAUCGUCAGAUGGAAUGUCGUCUUUUCUGAGGCAUGGCGGUUGGACAUGGGGUGGAGGCAAUCUCAGCAGUAUGUCUGCUUCUGUGUCUGCCUUCGGGGACAGUGGUUGGCUGACUCAUGUACAGAGUGUCCUGACUGGUGCAGCCUGGAUUGCAGGACAUGUUGCUUUAGAAUCAGCAUCUGUUCUUGUACAUUGCAGUGAUGGAUGGGACAGAACUUCUCAGCUGGUUGCACUUGCUAACUUAUUGCUUGAUCCAUACUAUCGAACUUUUACUGGGUUUCAGGUGCUUAUUGAAAAGGAUUGGCUUGCAUUUGGUCAUCCGUUUGCAGAUCGUAUGGGAAUUCCAACUACAUCUGGAAGCAGCAAGAUGCCAUUUGAAUUAACACGUCAAGCUUCUGUCGGGAGUUUUCCGCCCUCCCCUGGUCGGCAAUCAGUGGGAUCGAGUCCAGCUCCCAGUGCUUCUCAUGCACAGAACAACUGUUCUCCAAUAUUUUUACAGUGGAUCGACUGUGUGUCUCAGCUACUUCGGAUCUAUCCUUUUGCUUUUGAGUUCUCAUCGGCUUUCCUGGUUGAGUUAUUGGAUUGCAUGAUGUCAUGCCGUUUCGGGAACUUCUUCUGUAAUAGUGAAAGGGAAAGGCAGCAAAUUGGUAUUGCUGAAGCAUGUGGUUGCAUGUGGGCUUAUCUGGCUGAUGUACGCUCCUCACAAGGAAGGUCUCAUGGUCACUACAACUUAUUCUAUGAUCAACUGAAACAUGAUGGUCCCUUAUUACCUCCAGCAGCAGCUUUGGCUCCUACCUUGUGGCCUCAAUUCCAUCUUCGAUGGGCCUGCCCAUCAGAAGCACAAGCUGACGAUGAGCUUGAAGAUCGAUGCAAACAAAUGUCGCUUAGAUUUAAUGAACUACACAAGGCAAAAGAGGUAGCAGAGAAGAAAGCUGCUGACAUGACCAGUGCCUUUGAAUCAUUGUCUGUGGAGUUGCGGCAUGAGAAGCAGCUAAGUAGCUCCUCGAUAGCCUUGGCGAAGAGAGCCAGCAAGGAAAGUGCAGCAAUAAGGCGGGCCAUACAGUCCCUGGGAUGCAACGUUCAUUUCGCCAGUGGUGGCGGUGGCGACAUUGAGACCAGCAGCCCUUUGGAUGAUAGAUUAACAAGUCGGGAAUCAAAUGGCCAAAAUGACGAGUCGGAUCUUUCGGUUUCGAUUUCGAUGGUGGCAGACGAGAAUGUUUCUUCUGCUAGCAAUCCCAUCAGCCGGAUAUGUGAGACUUUGUGCCCACUACGUACGCGUGAGGGGGGAUGCAAAUGGCCCGAUGCUGGUUGUGCUCAGCUUGGCAGUCAGUUCCUUGGACUGAAAGCAAACUAUGAUGCCUUUGACAAGCUUUCUAUAUAUGAUAGCUAUUUCCAAACAGAUUGA
This is a messenger RNA of Linum trigynum, 2553 nucleotides long. The record is from the annotation of a GenBank genome assembly. NCBI's taxonomy places the organism in Eukaryota, Viridiplantae, Streptophyta, Magnoliopsida, Malpighiales, Linaceae.